Phycodurus eques (leafy seadragon) is the source of this 1195-nucleotide messenger RNA. RefSeq names its product calpain, small subunit 1 b (gene capns1b). The transcript has 11 exons. Gene Ontology annotation, molecular function: calcium ion binding. NCBI's taxonomy places the organism in Eukaryota, Metazoa, Chordata, Actinopteri, Syngnathiformes, Syngnathidae. Bases 397 to 1047 code for a protein of 216 amino acids. The record is from RefSeq and is a predicted model, not a curated record.
AACACGCCACUGUCAUACGUCGUCGCGACCCCGCGGGCGUCCGUCCGCCCGCUUCCCGUCUCCACCUGGGGAAAGUUCCGUUCAGCAUCAAGCGAAGGCGGCCGGAAGGAAAACAUCCUUGCUGCUCUUUGCGUGCAUGCCAUUUCUUUAUUUGAGGCGCAGAAUGUGCUGAUCGUUGUUCCGACAUCGAUAAUGGAGUGGAAAAGGGCCGAUUUGUGGAUUGCAUGUUUUGCGGCAGUGUUCCUAAUGAAGGGACCAACGUGUCAGUAUUUUUCCAAUUGAGUGUUCGACAUUCAGGACGUGUUUUAUGUGGUUGGGAGCAGUAUAAACGAAACGCAAUGAAAUGAGGGCUGCAAGAAUAAUCGUUUAUCAAGUUAAUUGACAACAAUUUUGAAGAUGAAUUUCGCGAAACACUUCAUCAGUGGCAUCCUGAACGUCGUCAGCAACAUCGAUCCGAGCAUCUUCACCCCUUCAGAUCCACCCCCUCCCCGCAGACCCCUGGCGUUCGAGGAGGCUCAGGAGAACGACGAGGAGAAAGCGUUUCGCAGAGCGUUCAAGAAGCUGGCUGGAGACGACAUGGAGGUGAACCCCAAAGAGUUGAUGGACAUCCUCAACCAAGUUCUCACCAAACACGGAAAUUUGAAGACGGACGGUUUCAGCAUCGAGUCGUGCAGAAGCAUGGUGGCCGUCAUGGACAGCGACAGCACGGGCAAGCUGGGCUUCCAUGAGUUCAAGUACAUGUGGAACAACAUCAAGAAAUGGCAGGGCAUCUACGUGUCUCACGACAAGGACAAAUCGGGCCUCAUCUGCAGCAAAGAACUCUCGCACGCCUUCAAGUCCGCAGGCUUCCCUCUGAACGACCAGCUGUACAAGAUGAUCAUCCGUCGCUAUAGCGACGAGCACGGCGACAUGGACUUUGACAACUUUGUCGGCUGCCUGGUGCGACUGGACGCCAUGUGCAGAGCCUUCAAGACUCUCGACAAAGGAAACAGCGGCUCCAUCAACCUGGACAUCAAAGAGUGGCUUCAGCUGACGAUGUACUCGUGAAGCUUCGGCGUCGUCGUCGUCGUCACGUCCGCGGGACCGAAAGAGAAAAAAGCCGCCGUGUUGAACUUCCCGCCGCUGCCGGGUGGUGGCCCCGCAACGUGCUUUACUUUCAACUUUUCUCUCCCAAUAAAAAGUCACGACCUUGAAA